AUGGUUGUACAAGAAAGGGGUGAAAAAAUACGUAAGCUAAGCAGGCUGACAACUGAAUGGAAGGUCAACAAAGAUGAAGCUGUGCGACUGAUCGACUUCCACAUCGUCUUGAAGAAUAUCGAAGCAGCACAACAAAUUCUCCAGCAAGCAGCGAUCGACUUAGCGUCCUGGGCUGUGGAAGAAAAAGUUGAGCCAUCGAAAGCGAACGCUAUUUUGGGUGCUUUUUGUUCGUCACCAUUCUCUCGUGCGAUUCAUCGAAGCAAUUAUGGUGAAAAAUUGGGUUGCUGCCGACGUCAUUGCUGC
This is a messenger RNA of Mesorhabditis belari, 303 nucleotides long. The record is from the annotation of a GenBank genome assembly. Lineage: Eukaryota; Metazoa; Nematoda; Chromadorea; Rhabditida; Rhabditidae.